GCUGAUUCUAAUGAAAAGGGCUUACACAGCGUAUGAAUAUUUGAAGGAGUUGGGUGGUGACUUGGGAGACACAUUUGCCCACGGCAUUCCUAUUGGUUUAUUGGUGACGUGAUGACACGGAGGAGUUGGGCUUAACACUUUAUAAAGCUCCUCUGUCCGCGGCGAGCCACUCUUUUAAAGAUCACUGUUGCUGAAACUUCUCAUCCCGCAACUCACGUACUGGAAGCAGCCGAGAAACCUCGACGUUACCGUCCAUCAUGAGCGAGAGACAAGGAUCUGGAGCAGCUGCUGGCAACAACAAGACAUCUGGAGCAGAAGAUGCUUCCAAGACGGACGUCCCAGAAGACUUUGACAUUGACAUGGAAAACCCGGAGACCGAGAAGGCGGCUGUCGCCAUCCAGUCCCAGUUUAGGAAGUUCCAGAAGAAGAAGCGUGUUGAGAAGUCCUAGUGAGCACCACGUUGCUCUGCCACUGUGUGUAGAGAAGGCAGCUGGAAGCGACGGCACAGUGACGAUGGUGUGACAUUUGCAUGUAAACAAAUUCAUACCUGUUGGAACUCCAGGGGUUGUGAUGGGGUUGGGGGGAGAGAAUGCAAUAGCCUGUUUAUCAUAUGACAUGUUUGUGAUUUCUUAAUUAUUAUAAUUACUAUAAUUUAUCAUUUGACUGUUGUAUCAAUUAAUUAGUAACCAAAAGAGUUAAAAAGAAAAUCUGGUUUCUGUCCUGUUCCAUGUAUGAUGACGUCUAGCUGGUGUUUGUGUUAGAAAUGUUUUUGUACUUAUCCCAGCCUCAUUAGUCAUACCUGCAACAUUGUUUUCUGUAUUGCUAAGGACUACGUUUCCCAAAAACACCUGUAUGUGUGUGAUUAGAAGGAGCAAAAGCUAAUGUUAGAGUGAAGGGUUUAGGAAACUUAGCCUAAAGCUUUCCAUCAUGAACAGAACAUUUCACCCAGAGGCAUUUUUCUUACCUGCAUGGUACUAUCAAGGUGUGUAUCAGUGUACAUUGAAUAAAUAAAGAUUAUGUGUGGAACAUG
Messenger RNA from Etheostoma spectabile (orangethroat darter), 1030 nucleotides. It is a transcript of the gene pcp4b, whose product is annotated as Purkinje cell protein 4b. The record is from RefSeq and is a predicted model, not a curated record. NCBI's taxonomy places the organism in Eukaryota, Metazoa, Chordata, Actinopteri, Perciformes, Percidae. Gene Ontology annotation, cellular component: cytoplasm. Bases 258 to 449 code for a protein of 63 amino acids. The transcript is spliced from 3 exons. Gene Ontology annotation, molecular function: calmodulin binding; calcium ion binding.